AUGUUGGGUUGCUCUCUCGUUCACGAGAGGAGAGCCUUGAUGGCUAGGGUUAGGGUUCUUCUUGGUGAAUUGGGUAUGACUUUUUUGUUGUUGUUGUUGUUGCUCUUUUGUUCUUCGUGGGGUGACUACGUUAGCUUCCUUUUUAGGUUCCUAAGGAGCCAGGCGCUGGUGAGGGGUCUCCAUCUUAAAGCUAUGGAGGUGGCCACCGCUCUUCUGCUCAAGGGGAUGACAAUUAUGCUCCACAAAGCGGGAAUUAGAAGCAAGCGAAAACUAGUGUUGGGCAUUUGA
Messenger RNA from Prunus armeniaca (apricot), 288 nucleotides. The record is from the annotation of a GenBank genome assembly. NCBI's taxonomy places the organism in Eukaryota, Viridiplantae, Streptophyta, Magnoliopsida, Rosales, Rosaceae.